CGGCUGCAUCAGUGGAGUCUGAGGAGGGUUGGAAUGGUCGUGUCGAUGGUAGACAUGCUCUACUGCUCGGGACCUAUAUGUCGUAUCAAUACAGGUACUGACCCCCUCGCACCAAGAUGACCCUGUCUUUUCGACUCUGGGUUUCUUCGCUCUGGGUAUUUCUCUGUCUUGGGAUGAACCGAAGAAGGAAUGGAAGAAGACUGGAGAAGCAAGUCAACAUGAUCCCGCCCAUCAGAUCCCACUUCCAUUUUCCCACCACACAACCUCGACAUACCGCACCUUCAAUAUCGCGGACACACUUUUCCACGGAUUCGAAGUCCGAACAUAAUAACCAUAUACCAUCUGUUGCUAACUACAACUGAUGAAGUCGCAGGGAUGCAUAGGAAUUCUGACCCGGAUCU
Molecule: messenger RNA, 401 nt
Organism: Parathielavia appendiculata
Lineage: Eukaryota; Fungi; Ascomycota; Sordariomycetes; Sordariales; Chaetomiaceae
Exons: 1
Coding region: 117-362 (81 amino acids)
Source: RefSeq, a predicted model, not a curated record